AAGUGUAAAUGUAACUGCAUGUUCUUGGCUGCCAUGAAAGUCCCUCCAAAGAAACCUCAUUUUUUCAAACCCAUUCAAUCAGGUUUCAAGAAUGGUCUUAAAAUUCCUAUAGGUUUCUUGAAGUAUUUGAAGGGACAUGAUCAGCAUGAACAUGCAAUACUAAGAAGGGCUGGUAAGAAGUGUCUGGUGAAACUAAAUGAACAUCGAUUCGAAGAGGGUUGGGGAAAGUUUGCGGAAGAGCAUGAUGUGCAAUUGGGAGAUAUGUUGGUGUUUAGACAUGAAGGAAAAAUGGAAUUUGAGGUUUCCAUCUUUGAUUCAACUCAUUGUGACAGAGAAUAUGCAGAGUAUAUGCAAAUACAAGAAGAGGACGAAGACGAGGAUGAGGACGAGGACGAUGAGGAGAAGAACGAGGACGAGGUACAAGAAGAAGGAGAGACUUCCAAGAAAUUUGAAUUCAAUGGUAAGAUCUUUAGAGUCUAUUUGUUUAUACUUGAUGGAUUUGCAAGUUAG
Molecule: messenger RNA, 510 nt
Organism: Solanum dulcamara
Lineage: Eukaryota; Viridiplantae; Streptophyta; Magnoliopsida; Solanales; Solanaceae
Product: B3 domain-containing protein REM9-like
Exons: 2
Coding region: 19-510 (163 amino acids)
Molecular function (GO): DNA binding
Source: RefSeq, a predicted model, not a curated record